GAGAAGGAAGAGAAAAAGAGCAUAAAAUCUAAGCAUAUAAAACAUUAGAAUCUACACACAAUCUGAUCCAGCGAUGCAAUUAUUACUGGGGCUUCCCCAACAGGUUUAAAAACCCCAUUUGGAGAUCGCUCAUUUCAAUUCUCAGCUCUUUCGAUCUCUCUGCUACCACAGCUAACCUCUGCAAUAUUUGGCACAAAGUUUGGGAUUUGCUCAUACUAAAAAAACUCUCAGAGCUCGAUCUCAUAUUUCUCAGGGUCGAUCUCUGUGUGUAUUCUCUCACUUCUGAAAGGUUAAUUAAGGAGAAGAUGGGGAGCAGUUAUUUUGGGGAGCCAAACAUGGGAAACGAAAGAGGAGGCGGAUCGUCUUCUAGUUCUUCAAGGAAAGGGAAGAAGAGUAAUUCGGACAAGCCGAAGCAACCGCAGAGAGGGCUUGGAGUUGCUCAAUUAGAGAAGAUCAGAUUACAUGGCCAAAUGGGAUUCAUCAAUCCUUACCCUACUAAUAAUUUCAUCAAUAACCAGCAGGUGGAGGAUAACAGAGUGCAAGCAGCAGCUUAUUCAUCGUCUUUCGCUUCUUCGCAGUCUUCUUCAUCUCCCUCAGUCUCUUAUGGCUUCCACCCUAACAUCAUGAUGGGGCUCGGUGAAUAUGAUCAAAGAGCAAGCAUCAUAUAUGGUGAUCCUUCCCAACGAAACAGUACAACACCAAGCAGAUGGGAACCCAGCAAUGCCAUGUUAGAGCCGACCCAACAGUUUGUGCAACCAGGCAUCACUACUAGACACCUCCUAAAUCCACCUGCAGAAGUACUAGAGGAGUUUCAUCACAAGAAGAGCAAAAAACAUAGAAGUAAUUCAAUGGGCUCAAGCAGUCAGAAUUCUGAAUCAAGUGACUCUCAAGAAGUAGAUUUGGAACUCAGACUCUCACUUUAAUUAGUGUAAGUUCAAUCAUUUCCUGCCACUCAAGAUCUGCAAAUUCAAACUGAAAAUGGGGCUAGCUUGAAGUUGAGCAAGGGAACAAAAACAUCAAGUUCAUUUUCAUUUUCAUGUGGAAGAGCUCACCUGCUCAUGUAAUGCAAAAUGUAAAGGCUAAGAUGAGAUUGACUUUUUCUGCAUAAGACAGUGAUGGAAAUUUUCUUUUUGA
Rosa rugosa (rugosa rose) is the source of this 1134-nucleotide messenger RNA. RefSeq names its product protein SPEAR1. The record is from RefSeq and is a predicted model, not a curated record. Gene Ontology annotation, molecular function: DNA-binding transcription factor activity. The transcript has 5 exons. The coding region runs from base 306 to 923 and encodes 205 amino acids. Lineage: Eukaryota; Viridiplantae; Streptophyta; Magnoliopsida; Rosales; Rosaceae.